Molecule: messenger RNA, 321 nt
Organism: Dovyalis caffra
Lineage: Eukaryota; Viridiplantae; Streptophyta; Magnoliopsida; Malpighiales; Salicaceae
Source: the annotation of a GenBank genome assembly
AUGGCUGCUCAGGUUACUAUCUCCAAGGCUUUCUUGCUUGUUCUUGUAAUUGCUGCAUUUGCUGUUGUUUCUGCCCAAGAUAGUGAAUCAAUGGGUCCUGCACCUGCACCAACAGGAAUGGAUUCUGGAGCUGGGUUCUCUUCGCCAGUUUCUGGUGCCAUUGUUGGGUUCUCUCUUGUUGUUUUUGUUUCUGCCCAAGAAAGUGAGAUGGCUCCUUCACCAGCACCGAUGGAUGCUGGAGCUGGGUUCUCUUUGUCAGUUUCUGGUGCCAUUGUUGGAUUCUCCCUUGUUGUUUCUCUUCUCGGUUUCUUGAAACAUUGA